Messenger RNA from Hydractinia symbiolongicarpus, 3432 nucleotides. RefSeq lists its product as uncharacterized. The transcript has 2 exons. The record is from RefSeq and is a predicted model, not a curated record. NCBI's taxonomy places the organism in Eukaryota, Metazoa, Cnidaria, Hydrozoa, Anthoathecata, Hydractiniidae. Bases 231 to 2753 code for a protein of 840 amino acids.
UUGGUUUUAUCACAAGAUGAAGCGACAGAUAAUGUUGAAAUCCCAGGUUAAUGCUAAGAACACAGAUGUUAAAAUCGGAAGACUUUUGUAACAGUCUGAGGCGAGUUAGCUUAUGUCUGCCGGGAAAUUCCCGUGUCACUUAUGAACUUCCCUCCUUAACUAGCUUCAGAUGUUUUGUUUCAAGACGUUUAAAGUGAAAGUAGGAUGUAAUUGAAGAAGCAGAACACAUAAUGGCAGAAGGCGUGGAUGUAAACAAAUUACCCCAAAUUUUUAAAUUUCUGAACUUAUCCCCGUUUUGGGGCUUUGAUGUGCACGAGGUGAAAAAUCUGAACUUGCAUCUCGCUUCAAAACUUAUUUUUAUCUGCAAUAACUUCUUUAAAGAAGAUUUUAGCCGUAUUAAAGGUCAACUGCACGAAUCUAAGAAAUCUUGCAUCACAACAGUUGACCACGUAUUGUAUCAAACAUUCUUAAAUUGUACAAAUUACCGAUGUGUUUAUGGAGCAGAUACAGUAGAAGAUGGAAAAGUUACCUAUACUGACAAUCUAGGUGAAUUAGAGAUAUUUCAAACAGGAAGUAUUGGUGAUGGUCUAUUGACUGUAUCCUCGGAUAUAGACAUAAUGGUAUCAUUCAACAAAUACAUUGCAACUGAUCAAGUUGGGUGUCAACACAGUCAUGAUGAAAACGUCAUUGUACUGGAAAAAGGAACUACAGAUGCUUUCGUCUACAUUCCUGAAAACCAUAUCAUGAACAAGAUAGUGUCUGCUGAGUCAAACGACGUGUUUGAAAGACAUGGUCCUGCAUUAAUGCAAGUGAUCAAAGAAGACAAUCAUCUGAGAGGAGAUGUGGAAGUAGAAGUGACAUGCUGUAUUCCAUUAAAAGACUGGCCUACUGUUAGUCACCAAUGGUUUUCUAGAUCAAGGUCUGAUUGGCCAAACUCUGACAUUGUUAAAGAAUGCAGCCAAUCAAAAUGCUAUAUUGUUGCGAAGCAUUACCCAGGGAACGAUAGCAACACGAACGAAUGGCGCUACUCAAUGUCUGUUGCUGAACGAAUCCUGUCACGCAGUUUUUCUGAAAGACAGAGGGAAACAUAUAUAGUGGCAAAGUUUAUUUUAAAAACAAACGUCUUUAGAGAAGGAGGCCUGUCAUCAUAUCAUUUAAAAACAACAAUGUUCUGGUUGUGCGAGGAGAUUCCAAUGAAAUCUUGGGAGAAGAAAACAAUUACAGAAAGGGUAACAAUGUUGAUAAGCAAGCUUAUGGACUGUCUUUUGCAAGUAAAUUUGCCCAAUUUCUUUAUACCCACUAGUAAUAUCAUCAGCCACUUGACACAAGACACCAUACAAGGAGCUGUAAGUAAGAUUCGAGAGAUAUUAAGUAACGUGAAGGCUUCUCUCAUUAUGAAAAAGAUUCAAGGGAUGCCAAGAUCAUUAAAGUUACCUUUUGAAAUAAGUCAAUUGACACUGUGGAAAGAUACUGGAACAGAAAAAGAUCAGCUUAUUUUAGAAAGAAUUUAUUGCAACUACCUUUACUGGGCGUUACUUAAUCUUGCCAAUAAUAUGUUUGAUGAUGCAAUGAAAUCAUUACAAGAAGUUCCAUAUAUUACUGAAUACCAACAGUCCGAAGCAACAACAGCAUUUACCGCAUGCAACAAGAAUUGUAAAGAAUGUCAGCAUAUUUCAAGUAUCAACGAAUCUUCUUUUGUUACCAUUAACACAUUGAUAUCACUGGCAAUUGGUGAACAGGAACCGUAUUUCUUUAGUGCAUACUCAGACAUUAACUUAGCUUGCGAAGCCUUUGCAAAUACUGUCAUGGUGCUAUUUCUUAAAACUGAACAUGCGAAAUUGCUUGAGAGAUUAAUAUCUUCAGUUAAGCAGAUCACAGUCGAUGAUACUAAGGUCGUGUUAUUUUGCCAUCUAUUCUUGCAAGUUACUAACCAUUCCAACUAUAUGAUCAACCAAAAUCCGUCUAUUUACAACGAGGAACGGGACAAGCUCUUCCAAAUGCUUCAUUGCGUGCAAGAACAGCUUCAAUUUACACUUGUUCAUAAGAGUAUAUUGGCAGCAUGGGCAACCUAUCGCUCAAAGUUGAAGGAGAAGGUUACGAUAGCAUAUUACAAGCGAUAUAAUUUGGAUGCUAAUAUGUUAAUCAUCAGUUUAGUGUUAAAUUCAUGCCUGCAUAUGAUGAGCGAUUCCGAUCCCAACAACUUUCAAUAUUACAAUCUCAGAUCUGCUAUGCUUAUCAUUCUUUCAAAUGAAACAAACGCAGCGAAGGAAAGCUUAUACUUCGGUGUGUCAUUAAUUACUUGUUUCGUGGUUAUGGCACGGGAUUUUGAAGGUUUGAAGAAGCUCGUUGCAAUGAUAAACGACCUCAGUGAAUGGAACGGAGAAGAAGGGAAAAAAUUGUUAUUACCUAUUUUGACCGAGCUGGUUAAUUUUGUCCAAAAUCCACUAAUAGCUUCUGAGAAAUGUAUCGAUCAGUUGGCACAAUCGGCAAGCUCCUUAUCAAUUGCAACAAGAAGCUUAGAGUAUCUGAAAAAGUAUUGCCAACAUGUGUCAGACCAGUCUGGUUUGCCAUACCUAUACGCUACAAUAGCUGAACUCAUGGCUUCAGAAGACGCUUUUUCAUUAGCAAAACAGCUCAUUGAAGAAUCGUUUGUUCUACUUGAAGAAAUACAAGAGACCCCACCAGAAAGUAUGGUGGCAUUGCACAAGGAGGUCAGUCAAAAAUCUUCAGGUGUUCAAUCUAGCAGUAACUAAACCUGAAACAUUGACUAAGUCCAAAACGUACGAGCUUUAAAAACACUUUGGCUUAUUUAUUCCGCGAACCAGGCAACAGAUAAUAACCAUGUUGAUUGAAAUUGAACUGUUGUAAAAAGUAUAGAUCGUCUUAACUUUUCAUGCAUAUUAACUGAAACGCUUCUGGUUGUUUUAUUUUUUUUUUAAUUUUGUUCCUUGUUUUUUAAUAUGUUUAUACUUAAGGUUUUCUUAACAUACGUAUUUAGAAGGUCCGAAUUUUAUUUUACAAAUGUGUUUUUAUUUUGAUGACACAUUCCAGCAGCAAAAGAUGCAUCGGCCUUUCAAUGCAUAAAUAUAUUAGCUUUUAGUCAAAAACUAACUGCCGCCCCAUACUUAAACUUGACAUCGAUUGAGUAUCCUGGGAUUUAAAACAAUGCAAAGUUAAGUUUCAUGGAAAUUUAAAGCAAAUUUUAUGUAAGAAAAUUUCAUAGAAACUCGAUCAAAAUAUCUCAAAAAAUUAUAACGAUGUUGUUGAUGUUGCAACAGCUUUUUGUAUAGCUUUAAAUAGCAGUUAUGGUGAUGAAUAUAUUAUGCAAUAGAACACAUAUGAUAUUAUGUGUAUCGUCUUUGCAAAUCAAGGGAGCCUUUGACAAUGUAUAAGUAUAUAUACAUAUAUUUAGAAAAAUGUUGUUUGUCUGUA